Messenger RNA from Guillardia theta CCMP2712, 1089 nucleotides. RefSeq lists its product as hypothetical. The transcript is spliced from 5 exons. Gene Ontology annotation, molecular function: protein binding. The record is from RefSeq and is a predicted model, not a curated record. The coding region runs from base 1 to 1089 and encodes 362 amino acids. Lineage: Eukaryota; Cryptophyceae; Pyrenomonadales; Geminigeraceae.
AUGUGUAGCUCGGGAUGCAAGCGGAGUAUAUUUUACUUCGUAAUGCUUGCAAUGUUCCAUCCUCCCAUUGCAAGCGGGGACCGUGUUGUCCGAGAUUGGAAGCUGCAACCGGCGUUCUUGAUGCCCCCACCUCUGCUGAGGCAGGGAGGUGCCUUACGAGGAGCAAGUCUUCUCAGUUACAUCCAAACCUCGAAGCUUGUCAUGUCAGGCGAAGUGAAUAUGGGCUCGCAAAUGUCGCAAAGCAAGUUCGACGGUCUGCGUGGAAAACAAUCAAUAGAGACGCAGAUGUCGCCAAGGGCAGGUGAGACAGUUAACAAAGGCGCGGAAGACAACGAAGAGUCAAUGACCAUGCUGACCAAGAUUGAUAGAGGGCCUAGAAAGGAGGAAAAGGUGAAAGUCUUUGGUGCCAGAUUGGACAGCAAAGUUGCUAGCCGGGGCGAGGGGCUGCAAGUUUAUGAGGAAGAUAGAGUUCCAGAUUGGGUUAUGGAGCAGAUACUGAUGGAAUGCAACGGAGACCUCAAAAAGGCAAAGAGCAUGUUGCGUGUGCGCCAGGGCAGACUUGCAAAGGCAGAGGAAUUCUUCAGAUCAGGCGUGAAAAGCUUCGACAAUGGUCAAUACAGAUUAGCAAUCGAGUCCUUCACCAAAGCGAUUCAAAUAUCCCCUGGUGGAGCAGCUAGCCGGGAAGGAGGGCAAUACACAAUUUGGUUGGGUCAAGCCCUUGAUGCAUCUGGACAGCGAGGGAAAGCAGUCCAAACCCUCAGAGCAUUGAUGUCACAUGAGGAUGUGGACGUACGAAGGGUAGCGAAAGGGCUCGAAUACAUUUACACUGCCCCGCAGCUAGACCUGGGGGAGGAAUAUUUUCAAUGGAUUGAUCUUGAGAAAAUUGAUGUCAUCAAAGGAGGAGGAAAAGCAUUGCAAUACUCGAAGCUCGAAAAGAUGCCAGAAAAAUAUUCGUUGGAAUGGUAUAUGCUACAGAAACCUAAGUCUAUGCGACAACAUGAGACUGGGAAAGACGUUCAAGUUGCGCUUGCAGGCACAUUCAUCGUGUUUGCUGGGCUUUUUGCAUAUUCUCAAGCCAUUCCACACUGA